Molecule: messenger RNA, 557 nt
Organism: Dictyostelium purpureum
Lineage: Eukaryota; Evosea; Eumycetozoa; Dictyosteliales; Dictyosteliaceae
Exons: 3
Biological process (GO): activation of GTPase activity; negative regulation of TOR signaling
Molecular function (GO): GTPase activator activity
Source: RefSeq, a predicted model, not a curated record
AUAAUAAUAAAAAUAAUGAUAAUAUAGAUUAUAAACUACAGUUACAAGAGUACCAAAUUGAUGAAUCAUUAAGAGCAAUUGCAGAAGUAUUUUGUUAUGUUUGUGAUAAUGAAGCUGACGCAUUUUGGUGUUUAAAUAACUUUUUAAAUUUACCAUUUAAACAAUACGGACAUAAAGAAAUUGGCAUUUAUCAUCAAAUAAACAAUCUAAGUAGAUUAUUAGAGAUUCAUGACAGAGGGUUAUGUAAUCAUUUUAAGAAUCAUAAAGUUCUUGUAGAGAUGUUUAGCGGUCAAUGGUUUAAAAGUUAUUUCACAUGUUUAUUCCCAACUAGUUCAAUGGAUAGAAUAUGGGAUAGAAUAAUAGGAGUUUCUUUAGAUUACAUGGCCUAUAUAUCUUUAGCAAUUUUACAAUCAAAAAAACCAUUUAUUUUAGAAAAGACCAAUAAAAACGAUAUUUUAAAUUAUUUAUUAAAUAUUAAAGAUUUAAAUGUUGAUAUUAUAUUAGAAAAAUCAGUAGAAUUAUUCGGUGUUUCUGCAGAAGUAGAUCCUGAUGAAUAA